Ictalurus furcatus (blue catfish) is the source of this 2904-nucleotide messenger RNA. Its product is annotated as zinc finger protein 239. Gene Ontology annotation, biological process: regulation of transcription by RNA polymerase II; central nervous system development. Gene Ontology annotation, cellular component: nucleus. Lineage: Eukaryota; Metazoa; Chordata; Actinopteri; Siluriformes; Ictaluridae. The transcript is spliced from 6 exons. The coding region runs from base 206 to 2047 and encodes 613 amino acids. The record is from RefSeq and is a predicted model, not a curated record. Gene Ontology annotation, molecular function: DNA-binding transcription factor activity, RNA polymerase II-specific; RNA polymerase II cis-regulatory region sequence-specific DNA binding.
GCCACACGUUCAAUUACUUCACUCUUCUUUCCGGUUAAAUAAUGAAAAAAGUAUUUUUUAUUCAUAAAACAAGACCAAAUAUUUGUAAAAUGAAUGUGAAAAAAAGGAUAAAUGUUUGAACGCUAAGUACUUUUCCACACACUUGAGAAAACAAAAAGUGUUCGGUUGUGCCCCGCUCUCCCCUACAUACUGCAGAUGAAACCUGAUGUUUAUCUUUCAGAAGAACAAAUACUUCAGAGUUAUGACGCGUUUCCGAUGUGAAAUAGUGCGUCCUCGCGCUUCCGGACCGGCAGCUUUGUUUACAUUCGUGGGUACAGACAGACAGAGAGAGAGAGGAAACUUCAGCACAAUGAGUGUCCGCCGUAAGAUGUUUAAGACACAGCACUUUCAGAGACAGGUGAAGAAAUACUCCGAGCACUGUUGUGUCCCUUUGUGCACAGCGUCCUCGAAAUUUAACGGCUAUUUAAGCUUCCACGGCUUCCCUGUACACACUGAGCUCAGGAGGCGAUGGUUAGUAAACAUCCGCCGCGACCAUUUCACCAUUUCAUCCCACACCAAGGUCUGCAGCAGACAUUUCACACCGGAUCAGCUAGUGGAGCCCCGGAGCACGGAGGGUCGGAGGAGGCUGGUGAGAGGCGCAGUGCCGCUGCUCUUCCGCUGGAACGGAUACAGCAUUCAGACACCCUCAGACAGCCCAGUCUCCCCACAACAUCUCAUACUGGAGCACGAUUACUGUGCUGCUCCUGAGCCGGCGCCCUUAGGCGUGUGCUGUGCAGAAAACGAAGCCUUGUCCCGGGAAGUGGAGGAGCUCAGGAACCGUCUGCAGAGCUUCGCGUCCAGACAGCGUCUGUUCGACUCUACAGAAGAAUCGGGACCUUUUAGACAUUUUGUAAUGGAGUCAGCAGAGGUGCAGCCGAGCCCUUUUAGAACAUCUCGCUCACAGCUUUGUGGGGAUCUGAGGACAGAAACCUGUACGGAUUCAGAUAGAGGGACACCAAGCUGUGUGGGACACAUCAACGCUGUGAACCAUCAGAAACAUAUAAAAAAGGAAGACACUGAAAAAGAAGGCUCCCUCUGUGGAGUGACCUCAAGCGCUGUGGGAGACAUUACAUUUGUGGAUGCACAGAAAGCUGUAAUAAAGGAAGAACCUGAAGAUGAAGACUAUCUCUGUGAAGGAACAUCAAGCCCUGUGGGGCACAGCAGCCCUGUGGGGCACAGCAGCCCUGCAGAUGAACCGAAUGAAGAAUUUAAAAUUAUGCUUGUGAAAGAGGAAGAGUCUGAAGAUGAAGAAAUGGAUGAUGAUCAGUUGCAAGUCGUCUCCUGCUCCUGGUGUUCACUUUCCUAUACGUCUCAAAUUGACCUCGAAAAGCACAUCAGGACAAACCAUAAUGACGAAUAUGAGAAAGUGGUGAUAUCAGGAGAGAUUCAAUAUGAGAAUCUAAUAUUGACAGGAAGCUCCAGUAUUCAGCAAAUACCUCCUGAUACUGUCACCAGUAACAACUCUAAUGGACAAAUGCAGAAAGUCUAUCAUUGUUUGCAGUGUGGGAAUAGAUUCACAAACAAGAGUAAUCUUAAAGCACACCAGCGCACUCACACAGGAGAGAAGCCGUAUCAGUGCACUCAGUGUGGAAAGAGUUUUACUCGUCAGAGUUCUCUCCAGCAACACCAGGUCGUUCACACGGGAGAGAAGCCACAUCACUGCUUAGAGUGUGGAAAGACUUUUACUCGACAGAGUUCUCUCCAGCAACACCGGCGCAUUCACACAGGGGAGAAGCCACAUCACUGUUCAGAGUGUGGGAAACGCUUUCCUCGUCAGAGUGAUCUCCAGAAACACCAGCGCAUUCACACAGGAGAGAAGCCGUAUCAGUGCUCACAGUGUGGAAAGAGCUUUAGUCAAAAAGGCAAUCUUCAAACACACCAGCAGAUUCACACAGAAGAGAAACCAUAUCACUGUUCGCAGUGUGGGAAAAGUUUUACCUGGCAGAGUACUUUUCAAACACACCGACGCAUUCAUGCAAGAAAAGCCAUAUCAGUAGUCACAGUGUAAGAAGAGUUUUACCUGUCUGAGUGACCUCCAGUGACAGCAGCGCCUUCAGAUAGUAGAGAAGCUACAAGAGAUACACCUAUUCACAUAAUAUACACAAUUAACAUUACAGCUAGUGGAUUCCCAGCUGUUGAUGCCAUAAAAAUAUCAAAGGAUGCUCUGUUGCAUUUUUUAAAUAUUGCCUUAAGAUCGAAGUGGAUUGGUAAAUUGAUAAACCCAAAUCUCAAUUCAAUUUUUAUUGGUAUAGUGCUUUUAACAUUGGACACUGUCACAAAGCAGAAAACCUUCACUAGUAAUUUAUGUUCCUUGAAUAAACUGUGCUGCUUAAUGUGAUCUUGUGUCUUCUUAUGUCUCAUGUUUCUUCCUUUUCCAAUAGUAAUGCACAUACAGUAUAUAUCUGCUCACUGCUGCUUGUCAUCAAUGCAUUUCAGACAAUAUACUAAAAGCAAUUAGCCAGUUUUAUUGGCUAUGUGAUGCCAUAGACAGUCACAAUGGUGAUAGAGCCAAGUAAAGAAUUUCUUCAAACACAUGCAUUUUGAGAUGACUGAAAGAUGAGAAAAACAAGACACAAAAAUAUUGCGUUGACCUUGAGCCAGUGGAUAUUCCAGAUGCCUAACUUGGAUAAUAUCAGAGUUGUGAGGUUUUACUUUGUUGGUUCACCCCCAGAUUUUGUUGACGUAUCACCAAAAGUGACGAAGUUUUUAGCGGGUUAUGUCCUAAAUAGAUUUUUUUUUUUUUUGCAAAAAAACCCCCAAAAACUUUUACACACUUUCACAACCAUAAGAAAGCAAUAGGAAUUUGUCCUGUCACUUUAUUCAGGCCACUUGGAAAUCAUCUUGGCUUGCCUGAUGAAGAACAGG